AAUACGGGUGUAACUGGAACUUAGGCGCUUAUGAACCAACGAGAAUACCAAUGUCAAUGUAAUUCGAAGAUUGUGCUAUAUUUUGAUGUGAUUUUGGCACAAGGUUAUGUUUUCGUAUGACGGUGUAGUUUGUUUUCAUUGUAAGUGACGUCUGAAAUACACUUGAGAAAAGAGUUGCCCUCGGAAUUCGUCGUAACCCCCUCAGGUUUGAUUUUCAAAAAAUAUAGUUGUUUAUCAUGGAUCAUGCAUACACAAUGAGUGGUUCAUCAAUUAUGCAGACUAAUUCUGCAGAAGUUGACGAGGAAGGAGACAUAGAUCAUGACCUGGAGGAUGUCCAUGAAAAUGAUCCCAACAUUGUGUAUGAUGCAAAUCAAGAAGAUGACAGUAUGGAUGACUGCGCAGAAGAUAGAACUAAUCACACAUAUGAGAAUGUAGGUGAUGAUGUACCCGACGAUUAUCCGAUACAGACAUUUUCUGUGCUAUUACCAACAGAGGAAUGGAUGCAAAUGCUGCCUCCACAAUAUUUACUACACUACAUUCGGGAGCGCACAGUGUUCCGGGACUCAGGGAAAGCAUCACGAGAAGGCAGAGAAUCAACUGCUCCCUUGAAGCGAGGCUGGCUUCAGGGUGCCUGGAGAGAAACCUUAAAAGAAGCCAUAGCCAAACAGACUGGCAUUCCUUGUGUGAUUAAUUUUAACUCUAGCAAUUUUCUAAAGCAGCCAUUUUCCCGAAAGGUGGGACCUCCCCUAUGGCGAGUUCGCGCUUGUUGCCGUCAGGAUGACGGUCUUUGCCUGAAAUUUAACUUGAGGGUCCAGGAUUUCCAUCCAAGCAAACCGCAGGUUGAAAUUGUUGUGGAAGCCCUGGGCACACUAUUAGAGGGCCAAGCAGGUGAAGAACGUCACACAAUUACUGCAUCUGACCACAUGAAAGCAAUCAAAAGUUUACAGCGAUUCAAUGCCAGCUCAUCCCAGAACAACUCAAAUGGAUUCGUAAACUGCGACAUGUCCGUCGACGACCCGACGCUCGAGGCCGACGACGGAGAGGUGCAGCGGCUGAAGUUGUCCGUGCCCACCACCGACUGGAUCUCGUUCCUGCCGUCCGAGGCGGCCGAGGCGUACGUGCUGGAGCGCUCCAACGUGGCCAAGGACCGCCUGGCCCUGGAGGGGCAGGAGGCGUGGGCCAAGGGGCUGCGCCACUUCGUGCCUCGCGUCACCAAGGAGUGCCGGCAGUACCUGAAGCGCGCGCUGGCGGAGCGCACGGGCCUUCCCUGCCGCAUCGGGCUGACGGGCCGCUGCCACCUCAAGCCGCCCUUCUCGCGCAAGAAGCGCGCGCCCCUCUUCGUCACCAACGGCUUCUGCGGCCGCAAGGACCUCAAGUGCCUGCGCUUCAGGUUCACCGUGCAGGACUUCGACCCGCAGGCGGCCACGGUGACGGUGGACGUGGAGAUCCGCGGCAGGCUGCUGACGGGGCCCGAGGGCGACGACCGCCACAGCAGGCGGCCGACGGACGACCCGCUGUCCGUCCCCAUGAGGGGCACCAAGAGGGCGGCCGGCGCCGGCGACGCCGCCGGCCGCGGCAAGAGGCAGCGCCGGCACUCCAAGAAGGGCUCCGCGACGGACUCGGACGUCGCCGGCGAAGGGCCGCACGCGUACGCGGUCGGGGCCCUGCAGACCGAGGCCUGGCCGGAGGAGUUCGACCUGAACGCGGCGGAGGUGAUCCUCGACGAAGGCAAGGCGGGCGCGGGGUACGCGGCCACGGACGACGCCGUCAACACGAUCCAAGUCAUGUCGGAGGUGAACGGCGCCGAGAGUGCGCUCGGCGAGGACGCGGCGCGCGAACUCGUGCAGCUCGCCAACGAGGCCCUGUCGCUGGCGGGCGGCAACGCGGUCGACGGCUCGGGGCAACUUACCGCCACCAAAAUCGUGCAGAGCGGCGACCAGGUCUUCAUCUUCGUGUCGGACCCGAAUGAGCCCCAGGACGGCCAGGGCGCCACCAUCGAAGCAGUGGAGGUCAACUGCGACGAGCUGGCCGCGGAGCACGGUGGCGUGCGGGUGGCGGAGAACGAAUCCGAGGAGAUCGUCCAGACGAUGGACGGCAAUGGCUCCCUCGCCGAGUUCCUGCUCCCUAACCCGGAGCCAGAGCCGCAGCCGGAGCCGGAGCCGGACGCGCCCUGCAUGGAGUACCGCUGGCAGCUGCACCUGCCCAUGACGGACUGGCUGAAGCUGCUGCCCGCCAAGAGCCUCCGCUACUACAUCCACGAGCGCACGGUGGGCCGCGAGGUGUGGGUGGAGGAGGGCUGGGAGCGCCAGUUCCGCAGCCAGACGCUGCAGAACGGGUGGCGCGACAUGGUGCGGCGCGCCGCCGUGGAGCAGACCGACAUCCCCUGCCAAGUGUGCUUCCGCGGCCGCAGCUCCCUCAAGCUGCCCUUCUCCCGCAAGCACGCCGCGGCGCUGUGGCGCACCCAGGGCUACUGCGCCCGGGGCGACCGCAACUGCCUCAUCUACAAGUUCUGCGUGCAGGACUUCCACCCGGACGAGGAGACGGUCACCGUGCAGGUGUAUGCGGUGGGCAAGCUGCACCGGGACUGCAGGCGCUGGUUCCGUGGCGAGGGGACGCUGGUGGACAUGGAUUCCGUGACCAGAGACUGGCCCCAGGGCGACGUGGAGGGCGACGGCGAGGCGGAAGAUCUCGACGACCAGAGCCAGCGGCGCCUGCUGCAAAUCAAGCAGGAGCCGCUCGACACGGCCGGGGACGACUGGGACGACAGCCACAUGAUGGACGACACCGAGCUUGAGCAGGACCGGGACGACGAGGAGGAGCGGGUGUCGACGACGCAGGGUGCGACCAGGCAGGAAGCGAGGACGACGCCACUGGCGACGACGCAGGUGUCCAGGGCGCCGACGGCGGCGAAAGAGGCUGCGAAAGAAACCGUGGCGGCCACUGGAGACGCCGUGGAGGCUGCCGGCGAGGAGAUGUACCAGGCCGUGCUGAAGAGUCUCGUUACGUUCAAGACGAACCUCCACGCGGCCCGGCGCUGCCCGCUCAAGAUGCAGGCGGCGCUGCGACUGGUGCGCAACGCGGACAGCAUGGCGGCGGCGCCCUGCAAGACGCCGGACUGCCUGUGCCGGCCGCCGCAGCCGACGCCGCCGCCGGCGAGGUCGCCGGCCAAGACGACGCCAGGGUCGCCGUCCAAGACGCCAGAGUCCCUGUGGCAGAAGGUGACGCGGGCGGGCCCCGUGGUUCUGACGGCCAUCAAGCAGCAGCCGAGCAUCAUCAGGCUGUCGCCGGCGCAGAUCGCCGCCAACGCGCGUCGCGGCGGCACCGGCACGACGCCCACCUUGACCGCCGCCACCGCCACCUCCACGCCCGGCGUGCUGACGCCGCGGUCCUCCAGCAAGCUGGUCAGCCUGUCCUCCGCCAUCGUGCGCUCCGCCGUGCUCACGCCGUCCAUCAUCAAGCCCUCGGUGGCCGUGCAGCCCGCCGACACGACGCCGCGCCGCGCGGCCGUCCCUCCGACGCCCCGGCCGGCGCAGCCACCCACGUCGCAGUCCGUCGUGUCGUCGUCGCAGGACACCGACCCGCUCGCCCUCGACGACGGCGACCUCGCUGCGGCCCGCGACCAGGGCGCCGACCAGGGCGCCGACCCCUCCUGGAUCGUGGACGAGAUGCGCAGCGUGAUCCUGGGCGGCGAACAGCAAGGCGUGGCCCUCAAGCAGACCACCAAGACCACCAUGGCGCCCAACCAGAAGCCCGCUGAGAAGACUGCCGUGACGCUCCCCGUAAAGACCGCCGUCAGGCCUGUGGUGAAGACUGUUGUGAAGCCCAUGGUGAAGACCGUGGUGAAACCCGCCGUGACCACCACAGCGAAGCCUGCCGAGAGGCCCGCCCCGAAGCCUGCUGUCGCGCUAGCUGUGAAGCCUGCCCCCACCUCUGUCGUGAAGCCCGUCGCCAAGACCGUCGAGAGGAUCAUCGAGAAGCCCGUCGCCAAGCCCGCGCCGAAGGCCCCCGAGAAGAGGGUGGCCAUGGUCGCGGCCAAGCCAGCCUCCACCGUUGGGGAAGCGGUGUCCACAGUGUCCCCGGUGUCCCCGCCCAGGAACACCAGGAUCAUGGUGAAGAAGGUGGGGCACAGUGUGACGGCCGACGACCUGCCCCUGGUGGAGCGCGCGCUGCGGUCGCUGGAGCGCACCUCGCAGGAGGCCGUGGCCACGGCCGUGUCCGUGUCCUCGGCCAAGCCGGUGCAGCAGAAGGCGACCACCAAGACCGUGUACGCGCCUUCCCGCCCGGUCACCAGGGGCGUCACCAAGAUGGUCUCGGCCAGCUCCACCGACCCGCCUCCUCUCGUCCCCAUCAGGAAAGGUCCGACCGCAAACAAGCCCCAGGCAGCUGCGACGCCAAGCGGACCCGGCAGGGUGUCGAGAGUCGCUGUGGCGUCCACCAGCAAGCCAGCGGACUCGCCAACGCCAGCCACAGCGCCCGACCCGCAAACACCCAAAGUUUCUACCAGAGCAGAUGAGGCAAGACUCGUGUCAUCUGUGAAGGCGCUCUUUCCGAAAGGGAAAGUGUUAAUAUUAAAGCCUUCAGCAGCACCUAUACUUCGAUCCAGUCCUCGAAGACCUUAGUAAAUAAGGUUUUUAGUCAUGUACAUAUAAAAGUAUAAUAAAAUCAAAAGUACAAGUGUGUAUAAAUUACUAUAUAUAAUUAUUAUUGCUGUGUUACAUUAAGAGAAUGAUUGUCAUGUAUAGAGGUUCUUGUUGUUUCCUAUGAUUUACUACAAUGAUGUCCUGGUUGUCGUUUCCUUUGCUUGUGUUUUUUAAACCUCUGAAAUUUUGAAUUAUUCAGAUGACUGAUCUCAAUUUAUUUUGAAUUGUAUUGUAAUUGUGUGCAAUGUUUGUAGAGAUAAGUAGAUAUUUACUUAUUUCAAAUUGACCUUAAGUAGGAAAUUAAAAACUAUUCAGCCUCAUG
Molecule: messenger RNA, 4962 nt
Organism: Thrips palmi
Lineage: Eukaryota; Metazoa; Arthropoda; Insecta; Thysanoptera; Thripidae
Exons: 13
Coding region: 237-4619 (1460 amino acids)
Source: RefSeq, a predicted model, not a curated record